This is a messenger RNA of Funneliformis caledonium, 474 nucleotides long. The record is from the annotation of a GenBank genome assembly. Lineage: Eukaryota; Fungi; Glomeromycota; Glomeromycetes; Glomerales; Glomeraceae.
AUGAAAACAUAUACGUUUGGACCACAUCUUAUUCGAUCAAGUCAAGUAUUUUUUCUUUCCAAGAAAUGUUUUGGAUUUGUCAAUUUAAAACCAGUUGCAAACGGUCGUAUCCUUUUUAUUAACAACUUUCCACCAAUUCGCGUAGUUCAAAGAUACCGUGAUUUGAAUUCCGAUGAAGUGACCGAUUUAUUUCUGAGUGCACAAAAAAUUGGUCAAGUUGUUGAAAGAGAAUAUCAAGGAACUUCGUUAACUUUAACAAUUCAGGCAACUGGACAAACAGUACCACAUUGUCAUUUACAUAUAAUCCCAAGAAAAGUAGGAGAUUGGGCGAAUAAUGAUGACAUUUAUGGAGAAAUUGAUAAAUCUACUAGAGUUGAUAAUGAAGAGAGACCUCCUAGAAGCUUUGAAGAAAUGGAAAAGGAAGCUAAUUUCUUGAGAUCGUUUUUUCAAUCUGAUGAUAUGAAUUAUAACUAA